This is a messenger RNA of Trypanosoma cruzi, 1845 nucleotides long. RefSeq lists its product as uncharacterized. Gene Ontology annotation, cellular component: eukaryotic translation initiation factor 4F complex. The record is from RefSeq and is a predicted model, not a curated record. Gene Ontology annotation, molecular function: protein binding; translation initiation factor activity; mRNA binding. The coding region runs from base 1 to 1845 and encodes 614 amino acids. The transcript has a single exon. Lineage: Eukaryota; Euglenozoa; Kinetoplastea; Trypanosomatida; Trypanosomatidae.
AUGCACGUCUAUUCCAUUCAGCAGAUACUUGAGGUGCGGUCCAUGUACAAAGAUGCGCCGUACCCGGGCUUUUCUCUUGAAGAGGCGUGUCGGCGGAAGAAAAUGACGCAGACAAAACUUGUGCGAGGCGCCAACGCGUGGGUUGCUCGGGGCUCGGCGAAGACGACGGAGGAGUGGGUGGAGCGGCUGGUGCAGGGCUCACUCAAUAAACUGAGCACGGCGAAUUUUGACGACAUGGUGGCGAAGCUCCAGACGGAGGUAAUUUUUUCCACGAAGGAGACACUAAACAUAGCGGUGAGGAUUAUCUUCAAGAAGGCAUUGGAUGAGCCGGAGUGUAGUAAGUCAUACGCGGGUGUCUGUUACAAGCUGGCGGAGUUUGAAGUGGGAAUCACCGCCGCCAAGCAAAAGGCGGAGGGCAAGAAAUACUCCAAGCUGCGUAAUGCCGUAGUCAGCAUUGCACAGGAGGAGUUUCUGAGCCGGCGGAAGAUGCCGUCGAUGGAGGGGCUCACGGAGGAGGAGAUGGAGCUGCGGCGCACCACCUUCAUGCGGCGCAAGCGAGCGAACAUGAAAUUUAUUGGAGAAUUGUUUAUGCACAAAGUCCUUUCUUGCAACACAAUGAUGAACAUUAUUCAAACCAUCAUGCAGGAGGCAGAAAGGGGAGGAUACCCCACAAGCGAAGACAUUGAGUUCCUUACAGAACUCUUUUUAACCAUUGGCGAGAGUCUUGACGCCGUGCCUGAGCUGCGUGUGAGGCUGAACGGGUACUUUGAGCUUCUGGAAAAAUUGAAGGACCAGAAGGAGGUUUAUCCCCCACGUAUUCGUUUUAAGAUGCUCGACCUCAUUGAACUUCGCAGUAAAUUUAACUGGGAGCGACGGGCAACAGCGGCACCAAAAACUUCCUCUCAGACGCAGCGGGAACCCACACGGGUGACGGACAAAGUGGUUGCCACACGCUCCUCGAUGAAUGCAUCGUCCAGUGGAAGCAAGAAGGGAAGGCAAGAUUCCGUUUCCGAUCCGGCCUCACAGCAAGCAGCAGCUGCCGCAGCAGCGAAGACAGCGAUGGGAGAGGCGGGUGGUCGCAGUUGGAGCAACGUCGUCAAGUCGCCUCAGUCGCCACGGGAUGCUACCGUUGCGCGGGCCGUUGAAACGGUGAAUUUUGAGGCACGUGUCCGGUCCCUCUUCCAGGAGUGGGUUGCCGAGUGCUCCAACGACUUUAUUCCGGAAUGGAUGAAUGAGUUCCGUCACUGCCAGCGGCAUUUUGACUCGGAAGAUGCCCUUUGCAAGGCGGCGGCAGAAGUGGUCGUACGAGAGGCGUGCAUGACCACAAAGAAGGAGGCUCAGCGGGAGGCGAGCAGCUUUCUUAUCGUAGGGCUCUUCCUGGAAGACGAUGAGGUUUUGGACGGCUUUGCCAUGGCGUUGGUCUCCGCCAUUGAGGAAGGGAUCUUGGAGGAUGUGCCGAAGUUUAGCGAGCGCUUUAUCAACAUGCUUCGAAUUACUUCUGGCGAGAAUACCGUUGCGGAUGUGUAUUAUGACACGGCACGCGUGUUGUGCACGGCGUAUGGCUUGAUGCGGGAGCCCGAUGAGAUGGUGCUUGAUACAAUGAUGGAGUUCUGGGAGAAAAUACCCCGCCCAGCGACGGACGAGAACGCCGUCCUGCCGCUUCAAGUUGUGCAGUCCCUAGUGGAAAUGUCAACACGCGGGCAGGCGCCACUUACUGGCCGCAUCAUUGCCUCGUUGCACUCCAUUGGCCUUGUACAUGACGAGACAGUGAGGGAAUGGCUCGCAACCCCACACGAGGAAACGAGCGCUGAAGUAGUCGAGGCGUUUAAGAAGGCGAACAAGUGA